AUGAAUGAUAAUUCUUCAGAAAAAGGUUGUUCUGAAUCAUUUAUAAGCUCUUUACCAAGAUUGAAAUUAAGUGAUUUGAAAGAUCCAAUUAACGAUAGCUGUUCAAUCUGUUGUUGUACAUAUGCAGAUGACAAGUAUCCAUUAAUUUCCAAAUUGCCACACUGUGGUCAUAAUUUUGAUUACGAAUGCUUAUCAAUUUGGCUUUCAAAAAAUAAAACAUGUCCAAUGUGUCGUGAUGACAUUACAUCUCAUAAGGAAGUUAUUGAUACUUCAAAUGUUGAAUUGGAGGAGGAUUGGGGGAUGUAUGGCUAA
Messenger RNA from Vanderwaltozyma polyspora DSM 70294, 312 nucleotides. RefSeq lists its product as uncharacterized. The record is from RefSeq and is a predicted model, not a curated record. NCBI's taxonomy places the organism in Eukaryota, Fungi, Ascomycota, Saccharomycetes, Saccharomycetales, Saccharomycetaceae. The transcript has a single exon. The coding region runs from base 1 to 312 and encodes 103 amino acids.